Molecule: messenger RNA, 2675 nt
Organism: Frankliniella occidentalis (western flower thrips)
Lineage: Eukaryota; Metazoa; Arthropoda; Insecta; Thysanoptera; Thripidae
Exons: 7
Coding region: 65-919 (284 amino acids)
Molecular function (GO): acyltransferase activity, transferring groups other than amino-acyl groups
Source: RefSeq, a predicted model, not a curated record
UACAUAGCGGGCUACUUGGGCCGACUUUAGACAGUAGUCAGUCGCUGGCCAAGCAGCACCAGCCAUGACCGGGGGCGACGACGGCGACCCACUUCGCAAGCUCGAGCAGAGCGGGCACGUCGAGUGCCUUCUAGAAGCUCUCGGGAAGGAUCUGCCCGACUCUGUGCAUGUUUUCAACAGAAUCUCAACGCACCUCCGCUGGCGCCGUCAGGGCCUCGGGGGCGACGUGCAGGUCGACUUCUAUCGGGGUGCCGACGAGGGCGACGCCACGUCCGGCCCAACGACUGCCGUCAGCAUCAUGCGAGUGGAGGGUAUGGCCCCCAGGGUAGCCGUGCACACCACGGACCCGUCGUGCGACGCCCUGCACCGCGUGCUCGCCGCCUCCAAGCACAUCCCCUGGAGCGAGCCCUUCCUCUUCGAGAGCGUGCACGAGCGCUGCACCCCGGCCGUGCUGGCGGAGGCGCGCGCGCGCGGACAGGUGGCACCGCUCGUGUGCCCCACGGACAAGAUGCUGCUGCCCAAGGACGAGGGCCUGCGACUUCAAGUGGGAGACCCCGGGCCCGGUCUGAGGCUGCGCGCCCUCGAGCCGCACCACGCCAAGGCCGUCAACGACAAGUGGAGCUACGCGAACCCCGGGUCCGAGAGGAUGCUGGCCAAGACCAUCGAGAGGAACUCGGGCCUGUCCUGGGGCGUGUUCACCGAGGACGAUCCCGAGGGUGAUCCCGUCUCCUUCAUCCUGGGGGGAGCGUGGACCGGCGGGCUGACUGUGCUGUUCACCACAGAGCCGUUCCGACGACGCGGGCUGGCCGAGCUGGUGACGCGGGCCGCCUGCCGAGCCCUCGCCGCCCGCCACGGGCUCGACGCGCACUGCAACGUCGACGUCCCCAACGCGGCGUCGCGCGCCACGCUGGCCAAGUGAUAUCGAUGGUCGUGGUGACUAUCGAAAAUCACGGAUGUCGCACACCAAUCUGCACGCCAUAAGAUUUGACAUGGUUUAUCACGUGCAGCGGCGGCGGCACUGACGACGACGGCGCGUUCUCCGCGGCUCACAAGUUGGGUAAUUUCGCCUCGACUCUGGAGCAGAGCAAGGGCUGUGCUUGGAGCCGCUCCGGUCGGGCCAGAGCGGGACGACUCUCUGAUUGCGCUCGGCCCGAGAGCAGAGCGAGAACAAUCGUGCCGGAGCCGCCGGAGCCCGCCGCUGCGCUCAUCAAACGCCAUAUCACUCGCCAGAAACAUUUCUCGCUCACAAACAAGCCAUAGGUUUGGAAAUUCCGAAACAUUUUCCGGAAAACUCCCGAAAACUUUCCGAACAUUUUUCAAAAAAAAAAAAAAAAAGCUUCCGCGAAAAAAAUCCGAAAAUUUUCCUGAAAAUUUCCAGGGUUUUCCAAUCCUGUACGAGCAAGCGCUCGUGGACAAAUGUAGCGUGGCCUGCGCUUUGGGGGCGAGGUUAGGCCCUCCGUUCCGUCUCUGAAGUGGUCAGGUCACCGAGGAGUGGCGGAGCGUGGCGGCGGCGCAGGGCGAGACCGCAACCUGGUAUCCAGCCAUCCAUCCAGGCAUCCUUCAGGCAUCCAGCACAGCCAUCGGGCCGCCUGAGCCCCGCGCAGCCCGCGCGCAAGGCGUUGGAGUUUCAAGUGCGCGAAACCAGCAAAGCGCUAACUCUCUCUCUCUAGCACUCUCACCUACGUUAGCGUGUUUAAAAAAAAUGACAUAUGCUUGAAUGGACUGUGUUGGAAAAAUCAGACCUCGAUCUGAAUUUGUGCCAAAUUUGAGACCUGUCCGAUGAGGGAAACCAUCCGCGCCUCACCGCCAAAUUAGUGCCACUUUUCAGGUGAUAAAGGUUACUUUGUGUGGAAUUUCAUACCUGCCCGCGUGAAAUAAUAAUGAAUAAUUAAAGGGGGCGUUAUAAAUGUCUCUCUCCGAUCUGAAAUUUGACACAAAGUCAUCCUGACUGCGACUGUGUGUGACAUUUAAGACAUUUCUUUGUUAAAUGGGACACAAAAACUUGGCGGGAGAGGCGCGGAUAGUUCCCAUCAUCGGAGAUGUCUCAAAUUUGCCACAGAUUCAGAUCGAGUCAUGAACUUGCAACUUGCAAAUAAAGUCCAUUCAAGCAUGUCAUUUUUUUUAAUUUUUUUUAAACACCCCAACCUACGUCGUCGUCGUCCUCUCCCCCCCCCCCUCUCUCACUCUUCCUCUCACACACGCACUCUCUCUCUCUCUUCUCUCACUCACUCGCUCGCUCGCUCCGGUUAGCGCGAUCCCAGCUCUGCGGACACCCGACCGACUAUCGGCCGAACGGUUGUUUCCCGACCCCGCGCGUUUUCUGGAGUCGCGGCCAGAAGUGCGCCACACGCAAAAUGGGUACUGUUACAGCCCAGCGGCUGGGCUGGGCGGGGCGGGGUGGAGCCGGCGGAGUGCCGCCACAGGCCAUAGGCCUCCUACUGCAGGGCAAUCAUGUCCAAAAAGCGCGGCGGGCUACACACCGCUCCGCACGGCACGUCCUGCGCUGGAGGCUGCUAAAGGCUACUGGAGAGGUAAAAGGAGGCUGAAGGAGGCUCCUGGAGUGGUACUGCACGCUUAAAAGUGCAGGUCGUGUAAAUUCUGGAAUGUGGGCGGUCGCGACCACCGUGGUCGCGGUCACUACCACUGCGGAGUAAAGACGACCAAGUGAAAUUGUC